Molecule: messenger RNA, 369 nt
Organism: Lathyrus oleraceus (garden pea)
Lineage: Eukaryota; Viridiplantae; Streptophyta; Magnoliopsida; Fabales; Fabaceae
Exons: 1
Coding region: 1-369 (122 amino acids)
Source: RefSeq, a predicted model, not a curated record
AUGUCGCUUCCUCAAUUUUUGAUUAAGGCAGAAGUGUACUUUAAUGGAGCUUCACCUCCCGUAGAGUUCCGGCUUCCGAAUGACACCACAUCUCUCGCCAGCCUGAUAUCCAAGUUGAAUGAAUUAUUGCUUGAUACUGAAACUAUGAAGGUGAGAAAGAUCGAGUUUCAUAAAGAUUGGAUUGAUACUGACGUGAGGGUGAAAUACAACCUUAUUGAGUUCAUGACCGACGAAGAUGUGAAGGAAAUGUGGAGAUCAUUUUUCCGUAUGAUAACAAAGUGGUCGAUCGAGUUAUAUGUUAGGCUUUCAAGAUCUGUUGACGACAUAAUGGAGAUGUUGAAACGUCAAGAAUCAUCUGGCAGUGUUUAG